UUCACGGGAUAAACGGAAGUGCUGACAGCCGUCGGGUCUGCCGUGUGUGUGGAGGAGUCGGAGGACCCGGCUUAGUGCUCGGCGUGUAGUGACGUCAUCACCGAAGCGACAGAGGAAAAUGGCGGGGUCGGACGCUGCGGAUGAGAUCGCUGCUUUGUGCUAUGGACAUUACCGGACCAAGCUCUCCAAGCAAGGCCAGCCAGACACCAGCAAGGAAUGGACUCUGAUGGCUGCCGUGAUACAAGUGGAGUGUGCGGCGGGAAAGAAAGUUGUUGCUAUGGGAACUGGGACAAAAUGUAUCGGGCAGUCAAAAUUACGGACAACUGGUGAUGUUCUCCAAGACAGUCAUGCGGAAAUAAUUGCAAAGAGAAGUUUUCAGAGGUACCUCCUCCACCAGCUUUCCUUAGCGCUGUCAAGGAGCCAUGAUUGUGUGCUGGUUCCUGGAAGUGAUACCAACAAGUGGACGCUGAAGCCUGGGGUCUCCUUUGUGUUCUUCACCAGUCACACUCCAUGUGGUGAUGCAUCAAUUGUACCCAUGCUUCCCCUAGAGGACCAGCUCUGUCCCACCUCUACAGCGCCACAGGAAGCCACCCCAUUACUCUGCGACCCUAUCACAACCACUAAUAAGAGGAAGCAGGCUUCUUGUGAUUCUCCACCUGCCAACAAGAGAAUGAAGCAAGACGGAUCCGACCAGGAAACCGAGAGAAUAGCUGAAACCAAGGAAAAGGAAGAAAGUGCCACUUUUAACCCUGAACCAAUAGAUGUGUUCAGGACCGGAGCGAAGUGCGCUCCUGGGGAGGCUCAAGAUGGGCACAAUCCAGGGGUGGACUAUCACACUGUGGGAGUCCUCCGCGUUAAGCCGGGCCGAGGAGACCGCACAUUAUCCAUGUCCUGCAGUGACAAGAUGGCUCGAUGGACCGUGCUUGGCUGCCAGGGGGCGCUGCUCAUGCACUUUCUACAAGAACCCAUCUAUCUGUCCUCCGUUGUGGUGGGGAAGUGCCCGUUUAGUCUGCAGUCCAUGGAGAGGGCUCUACACAGUAGGUGCAAAAAUGUCUCGGGUCUACCUGAAGGAUUCCACGUGCAUGUGCCACGUAUCCUGCAGUCACGAUUACAGUUUCAGCACGGAAGAGACGCACUGAGGAAAGCGGAUGAUGCAAGAAAGCUGGGUCCUUGUGGUGCAGCAAUUAGUUGGUGUGCAGUUCCACAUCAGCCACUAGAUGUCACUGCUAAUGGCUACAGACAAGGGACCACGAAGAAAGCGAUUGGAACGCCACAGUCCAGAUCCCGGAUCUGUAAAGUAGAAUUAUUUCACAUGUUUCGUCAUCUGCUAGAGAACCUGUCGGAAGAGCAGAUCCCGGAGUCACUCAGGGAAUUGAAGACAUAUGGUGAUUAUAAAGAAGCUGCUCGGUCUUACCAGGAAGCCUGGAGGCUGCUGCGAGAACAGGUACUUACAUCCUGGAUCCGAACAUCACGUGACUACCUGAACUUCAGCUGAGACCCAAAGUGCAAAUCACCGACCUGGCACAACAGAGGUUCUGGGAGAGGAUGGGAAAGCCCCUCGGUGAUGUGCGCCUCCAUCUGCACUUGAGCUUUACAUUGGAGGCUUUGUGACAUCUGAACUCGUCAAUUAUACAUUUUUCUUGUAACCGAGUCCCAUAGACUCCAACACCUGCAAUGUGACUGUCGGUCUCCUACUGGUAGGACUGUAUCAGGGGUUAGGCACA
Molecule: messenger RNA, 1724 nt
Organism: Bufo bufo (common toad)
Lineage: Eukaryota; Metazoa; Chordata; Amphibia; Anura; Bufonidae
Gene: ADAT1
Product: adenosine deaminase tRNA specific 1
Exons: 11
Coding region: 119-1495 (458 amino acids)
Biological process (GO): RNA processing
Molecular function (GO): adenosine deaminase activity; RNA binding
Source: RefSeq, a predicted model, not a curated record